CCUCAUAAUAAAGCACAUCUGUAAUGUUCCAAAAAUGACAAACUAAUUUUUGAAACAAUUGAAGUUACUGCCUUUUGCCUUUGUAGGGCAGAAUAGAGGAUUAAAUCACGAUCAUUUGAUUUCUGUGAUAUUUUCUGAUUCACAAAGAAGCACAGAAUUCAGAUUAUCAUUGUCCGUUGAAUUCAGCAGCCUGGGAUCGACAUGAGACCAUAUCCAAAGUCUCAUGUAGACUGAGUUUCAUUUAUAUCAGCUCUCAAAAACUUAAUUUGAACUCCUACAGACAUUGAAAAUCAAAACAAACCUUUAUUGUCCAUGAAGAACAACACCAUAUUAUAACAACUUUUAGUUUUCCUGAGUAUCAUGAUAAAGUAUUCCAAUAUUUGAGUUGUAUAAUUUGCAAUAUAACUGUGACAGUAUCAAUGCUAAAAGAUUGUCUGUCCAUUGAUGACAUUUUGCAACAUAUUAUGAUGAUAGAUUUUGUAUUGAAGUAUGUAAAGUGUUGGAGGCUGUUACUGAAAACAUAUAGGGACGCCACACAAGUUUGAAAAUAAAAUCCAGAGCUUUACUGAACAUGCAUUUCACCCCAAAAUACUCAAAAGAUAAAGAAUAAACCAAAGAAAGCAAAAGGGACUGCAGACCCGUACUAAAAAGAACAAGAGAUUGGAAGUUGCUGAGCCAAUGAUGUAAUGGACCUCCGCUCUCAGAACCUCCUCUAAAAACUACCAAAGAAAAAACAAAAGAUCGGAAAACAGGACGACCAAUGAUCUCCAGCACCAAACUGCAAUAACAAAAAAACAAAGCAAUCUAAACAUACAUAGGGGGAACAAAUACUUAAAUACACUAAAAGAUGAAAAUAGAGAAACAAAGCUCCUCACCACAAGCUGACCAAAGUGUUUCUCAAAGUCUCUCCUCCCUGCUCCUCUAAAUCCCCCUCCUCCUCCCUGAGUGGGCAGGUAUAGAGGGAGGAGGGAGACCAGAGAACCAGAGAGGGAGAGGAACAGGGCCACAUGUAACAGAGAGACAAUUGUGGCCUUUUUUUUAAAACACUUGAGACUAAACGUUCCCCGACAUCUUCUAAAUACUAAAAUCCCUGAUCAGGUCACUGGAUAAGCUGUCAUUCAUUAUGUGUGUGUGUUUUUGUUCAUAGGGGGUUCAUGAAGGAGGCGGAGGAGAUCGGGGCCAGCCGACGGAUGAACAGCCUCACAUUGAACCGUCACACAGAAAUCCUGGAGAUCCUGGAGAUACCUCAGCUCAUGGAUACCUGCGUCCGAAACGGAUACUACGAGGAAGCUCUGGAGCUGGCAGCUUACGUCAAGAGGCUGGAGAGGAAGCACUCGUCACUGCCGGUCAUCCAGGGUAUUGUACGUGAAGUACGUCAGUCCACUCAGCUGAUGCUCAACCAGCUCCUGCAGCAGCUGCGCAGCAACUCGCAGCUUCCCGUCUGCCUGCGAGUCAUCGGCUACCUGCGCAGGAUGGACGUGUUCACGGAGGCGGAGCUGCGGGUGAAGUUCCUGCAGGCCCGCGGCACCUGGCUGAACUCCAUCCUCGCCGCCAUCCCCGAAGACGACCCCUACUUCCACAUCACCAAAACCAUCGAGGCCUGCAGAGUCCAUCUGUUCGACAUCAUCACCCAGUACAGAGCCAUCUUCUCCGAUGAGGACCCUCUGCUGCCCCCUGCAGGUGGGCAGGUGGCGGUGAACGAGGCGGCCAUCUUUCACGGCUGGGUGGUGCAGAAGGUGGCUGAGUUCCUGGAUACUCUAGACAGGGACCUGCAGCGAGGUGUGGGCGGCCGCUUGGACUCCCUGCUGGGUCAGUGCAUGUACUUUGGCCUCUCCUUCAGCAGGGUGGGGGCGGACUUCCGCGGGCAGCUGGCGCCCAUGUUCCAGCGGGUGGCGGCGGAGACGUUUCGCGUUGCCGUGAAGGAGGCGGUGGAGAAGUUUCAGGAGGACAUGAACCGGUACACGCUCAUCUCUCUGCCGUCAGUGCUGGGAGGUACAAUCCCCCCUGUGGCCCCCAGCACCCAGCCCGGAUCCCUGCAGCCUCCCAUGUCCCUGCUGGACUUUCAGCCGCUGGCGUGCUUCCUCAACAACAUCCUGACCGCCUUCAAUGACCUCCGGCUCUGCUGCCCCGUGGGACUGGCUCAGGACGUCACCAAAUGCCUCGAAGACGCACUCAAGCUGGUGACCCGUAACAUUCUGGUGUUUCACCGGGCGGAGGAGUCGGCCUUCAGCAGCAGAGAGAAGGAGCUGUUUGUCCAGUUCUGCUGUGGGUACGCUGAAGACCUGCUGCCGUUCCUCAACCGCUGUCUGCAGGUCCUGUUUCCUCCGGCUCAGCUGGCUCUCAUUCUGGGUGUUCCUGUGACUCAGCUGCACAAGUACGAUGGUCUGGGCUGCAUCGACCUCCCCGCCGUCCUCGAGCCGCUGGACUUUGUGCUCCCUGAGAGGAUAACGUUACCGGAUGCAGCACCCGCGCCAGAGUUCGACAUCUCCUCAGAACUGGGCAGCCUGUCGUUUGAGACCCAGCCAACAGACACAGUAACGGACCCUGACCUCAGAGUAGAGGCGGGACCUCCCGACCCAGCACCGAGCGGAUCUGUAGAGUCUGAACUGACAGAGACGAAGUCCGAGGAACAAGAUGAAGAGGCGAUGCUGGACGAGGAGUUUUCUUUGGAGUGAUGGGAUGAAGAGCUGGUGGAGAUUUAUUGACUUGUUUCUGCAGUUUCAGGUUCCACUGCUGUUUUUUUGGGGGGUUUUGUGGAACUGAAUGAGAAGUUUGAAGGAUUAUUUUGGGCUCUUGGGACAGGAUUAUAUAUUUUGGCGACAUUUAAAUAAUAAACUUUAUGCUUCAAGGUACAGGAUGACGGUAAACUUUCUCUAACUGAAUCUUCAAAAUGAAUGAAAUGGAUCAAACCAAAGCAGCCCUGAGUCGAUUAGGAAACAAUGACCAGAUGUUUCACUGUCACAUAUUUCAACCUCUGUCUGAAAAGAGUCGAGAACUCAAAGUAAUAAAAACACAACGCUGUUUGGAAAGAUGAGCCUGUGUUUACUCAGAGGAAGUAUUUACGUCCUUUACUACAGUAAAAUACCGUAAAACUCCAAAUAAAAGCACAUCCUAAUUUAAGGCCCAGUCCAUUUUACUAGCCUGGUGUUGACGUAUGUUUUGACAAAUAAAGGCGGGUCUCUGAGGUGCCUGUGCAUUUAGUGUUGAAAUAGUUGUACAGAAAAUAAAGAUGAACUACUGCAUCUGUCCAAGAGAGACAGAAUUGUGCUCGUAUGGAGGCUGUGAAGCAGGUUUGCAUGCUGCUUUACAAAGGCAAAACGCAUCAGUGAUAUUCAUUUUGUUUAUUGAAAUCCUAAUUUUGUACACCGUUGAAUAUUCUUCCUGGUUUUUAUCUACAAUUUCAUAGUCUUUACCAUCUUUGCCGUGCACGAGUUUUGAUUAAAAAUAAUUAAAGACCCGUCUCGUAGAGGUGGGAAAAAAUAUCUAUUUAUGUAAAAAUCAAGAUUCUUUUCUUCUGAGAUUUUAAAUAGAUUCAUAACUUCCAAAAAAUGUAUUUUUAUUUUGGCUUAUCAGUCACUCCCUGCUAAGUGCUAAGGCUAGCUCUUUAACUCAGUAGAAUGUUAAAUGGAGCAGCAAGAAAUUCAGCCAGUCUCACAGAUGACUGGAGGAGAUCCUGAACUAUGUACUCAAAUUUAAUCGUGAGACACUCAGAGUCCCAUCCCUACCGUCUCGUAUUGAUGCCUGUCACAAAUAAAGGCCGCCCGGGCUAUUAAAAGAAGUUUUACGGUAAUUAAUUACAGUGUGCACAGACACUGCAGUGUAAGUAAGUGACCUGUGUUGAAAAUAUGACGUCAGUAAAAUGAUCCAGGUGUAUCAGGUGAAUGAAGAUAAGGUAUUAAACAGUCUUUACAGCAAACUAAACAAUUUGCAUCUUUGACCUCUAAACUUCUUUUUAAUGUAUAACUGUAUACAUUUUUCCUCAAUCUUUCAUUCUUAUCUUUUCAAGUGCCUUCAUGGAUACAGCUGGGAGUUGUAGUCCUAACAUGUAUGUUGAAUAUUAAAUAUAAUGCAGUAAAGACUGACGUCUGAAGGAGGAUUCA
Labrus mixtus (cuckoo wrasse) is the source of this 4100-nucleotide messenger RNA. RefSeq names its product component of oligomeric golgi complex 8 (gene cog8). The record is from RefSeq and is a predicted model, not a curated record. NCBI's taxonomy places the organism in Eukaryota, Metazoa, Chordata, Actinopteri, Labriformes, Labridae. Bases 1155 to 2675 code for a protein of 506 amino acids. Gene Ontology annotation, cellular component: COG complex. The transcript is spliced from 5 exons. Gene Ontology annotation, biological process: intra-Golgi vesicle-mediated transport.